Molecule: messenger RNA, 1452 nt
Organism: Diospyros lotus (date-plum)
Lineage: Eukaryota; Viridiplantae; Streptophyta; Magnoliopsida; Ericales; Ebenaceae
Product: putative casein kinase II subunit beta-4
Exons: 5
Coding region: 295-1179 (294 amino acids)
Cellular component (GO): protein kinase CK2 complex; cytoplasm
Molecular function (GO): protein kinase regulator activity
Source: RefSeq, a predicted model, not a curated record
CAAAGGAAUCAGCAACAAGGAACCGAUAGCGAGAGAGAUACGAAGGGAGCUACGUGUUGUCUAUCCCUUCCUCCAUGUGGUCGAAACCCUAGUUUUCACCGUCUCUCUCCAGCCCUUCCCUCUCUAAUUGUUCACAUUUCCUCUUCUCUCUUCUUUCCAAAUCCAAGCCUUUUUCACUCCGAUUUCUCUCUUAGCCCUUCGAGAAUCUUCACGCGAUGCGCCACGAACGUCUUCGAGAUCUCCAGACACAGCUCUAGCUCUCGAAAUUUAAUACAUACACGUAUAUAGGAAGCUAUGUAUAGAGAUCGAGGAGGCGGAUCUUCGAAGUCGGAGAUCACCAGCGGCCCAUUGGAUCGGAAGCGGAUCAAUGACGCGUUGGAUAAGCACUUGGAGAAGUCGUCGCCGUCAACUUCGAGGGGGCUGAACAGCAGCAGCAAGGACAAAGAGAGAUUGUCGAUGCCGUCCACUUCUGCUGGCGGCAAGUUGCAGCAGCUCGAUCACCGCGACACUCGGUCGACGUCCACUCUCACUGCCAAGAACAAAUGCUCUGAUGAGGAAUCUGAAACAGAUAGCGAAGAGUCUGAUAUCAGUGGUUCUGAUGGGGAUGACACAUCUUGGAUUUCAUGGUUUUGCAAUUUGCGAGGGAAUGAGUUUUUCUGUGAAGUUGAUGAUGAAUACAUCCAAGAUGAUUUCAAUCUUUGUGGGUUGAGCAGUCAAGUUCCGUAUUAUGAUUAUGCACUGGAUCUAAUUCUGGAUGUUGAGUCUUCUCACGGUGACAUGUUUACUGAAGAACAGAACGAACUGAUUGAAUCAGCAGCAGAGAUGCUGUAUGGACUGAUACAUGUUCGGUACAUUUUGACUACAAAGGGAAUGGCAGCAAUGUUGGAGAAGUAUAAAAGUUAUGAUUUUGGGAGAUGCCCAAGAGUUUACUGUUGUGGACAACCCUGCCUACCAGUUGGCCAAUCAGAUAUACCGCGUUCAAGUACUGUGAAAAUUUAUUGCCCUAGAUGCGAAGACAUUUACUACCCUCGAUCCAAGUACCAAGGCAACAUUGAUGGAGCUUACUUUGGAACUACAUUUCCUCACCUGUUUCUGAUGACAUAUGGGCAUCUCAAACCACAGAAGGCUGCACAGAGCUAUGUUCCCAGGGUAUUUGGCUUCAAGAUUCACAAGCCAUGAUACAGAAGCUGUCCACCGGUGGAGAUCUCUUUUUCUGCUGCUACUGAUUCUCCUUUUGUUUCUCUCCCUGUACUAGGUGGUCGUACCAACCGAGGUAAAGUGCGGUACUGCCUGAUGGAAAAUCAAAUAUGUCCAAGUCUGUUGAGGAAACUUUUCUUUUACAUUCUUCCCAGAAUUUAACAGAGCAUAUGUAAGCUUAUUUCACCUUUCCAGGGUUGAGAACUCUUUAAUGUGUUUGCCCUAGUAGUUCAAUUCAUCUUUAUUUUAUUUUCA